Molecule: messenger RNA, 1303 nt
Organism: Desarmillaria tabescens
Lineage: Eukaryota; Fungi; Basidiomycota; Agaricomycetes; Agaricales; Physalacriaceae
Exons: 6
Coding region: 42-1142 (366 amino acids)
Biological process (GO): mRNA splicing, via spliceosome
Cellular component (GO): U2-type spliceosomal complex; U2 snRNP
Molecular function (GO): RNA binding
Source: RefSeq, a predicted model, not a curated record
UCUGAGUCGUUGAAGCCGCGGCUAAGCAACUGUAAAUAAUCAUGUCAUCUGUACCACUACCACCACCCAGUGCAGCGGCUGGCUCAUCUCGGGCUGUCCAAGCAGCCGCCUUCGCAGACGACCCACGGAUCUACUUUUCGAAAGAAAGCAACAAGUGGCAUUUUGAACAGGACGACGGAACAGAGUUGGAAUACGAUGCCGCCAAAGGCUCCUGGGUUGCCAUGCUCGACGAAGACCUGGUGAAACAGCAACAAGCCGCCUAUUCCGUCUCUGGCGUUGAUGAAGAGACGCCUGCUGCACCAGUCCUUGCGCGCGAGAACAAGAAACGGAAGGAACCCGACUAUACCUCUUCGACAUCGAAUGCCGAGAUUUCGAUCAAGCGGGGCAGACAUGACAAGAAGGACAAGCCUCCAACUGAGCGCCCAUCCAAAAAUACAGCCGUAUAUGUUAGCGGACUGCCCCCCGACACAGAGUUUGACGAGCUUGUGCAGUGUUUCUCCAAGUGCGGUGUCCUGGAGGAAGCCGAUGACGGGGAACCCAAGGUGAAGAUGUACGCACGGGAGGAUGGCUCGUUCAGUGGUGAUGCUUUGGUGGUAUACUUCAAGGAGGACUCUGUCUCACUCGCGCUGAGCAUCCUUGAUGAGUCUGAACUUCGGCUAGGCAACGCGUCCAGCGUUAUGCGAUUGUCUAAGGCUGAUUUCUCGCACAAAAAUUCCGGUGGCGGAACUCAUACGGAGGCGAAACCACGCAAGACCGUUGAUAGGAAGAAGGCUUCCCAGCGGAUAGGAAAAAUGCAAAAAAAACUACAAGAAUGGGUUGACGAGGAUGGAUUCGGGCCUGCGAUACAGCCUGAAGACUCCUCCCAUGCUAUCAACAAGAACAGCCGAGUGGUAGUCUUGAAACAUAUGUUCACGUUAAAAGACUUGGAAGAUGACGUUUCCCUCCUCCUUGACCUAAAGGAAGAAGUCCGGGAGGAGUGCUCGUCACUGGGCGAGGUGACAAAUGUUGUUCUCUAUGAUAAAGAGAAGGAAGGUGUCAUCACUGUCAAAUUCCGCGACCCACUUAGCGCACAGGCUUGUGUGAUAGUAGGGGGACAAGAGUUUUUAGUCAUGUGUUUAGCUGACGUAUUUCACAGAAAAUGAACGGAAGAUUUUUCGACGGAAGGCGGGUGGAGGCUUCUUUGUACAAUGGCAAGCAAAGAUUCCAGCGCAAUGGAACAGGCGAUGAACUCGAGGGCGAAAGCGCCGAAGCAGAGAAGAAACGACUGGACGACUUUGCCCAGUGGCUGCUGACCGAAGGGGAU